Molecule: messenger RNA, 1956 nt
Organism: Cryptomeria japonica (Japanese cedar)
Lineage: Eukaryota; Viridiplantae; Streptophyta; Pinopsida; Cupressales; Cupressaceae
Exons: 1
Coding region: 529-1731 (400 amino acids)
Molecular function (GO): S-adenosylmethionine-dependent methyltransferase activity
Source: RefSeq, a predicted model, not a curated record
UACAGUGCCGAUACCCUUAAUUAUCUUUACUGAUCAUGCUCUUUUAAUCGAUGGGAUGCAAAUGCAGUUCCAUGCAGAGGUGGAAGCUGGAUUUCUGCUACACAAGAAGCUUGUGAUGCCUGGCCUGUGAAAUCUAUCGUCCAGUCGAGUCAAAGGAAGGGCACGUUUGCAGGCCAAAAUGGCUGCUUUAGAAUGGAAAUAGGUUCAUGAAGUUCCCAAGAUCAGAAUUUGCAGGAUUCAAAAUGGUGGGAAAUCAACCAGAAAUGUUGCCCAAGCAUGUAGUGAAGCUGUUGUUUGCAAUGAAGAAGUCAUUUAGGCUCAUGGUGGGUGGAAACCAUACCGCUGCCAGAUUUUGCACACGAUAGAUCUAAAGUUCGAACCUGCUUGCUGGUAAAUCUCUUUCUUUUGCUCGAUCUAAUCCUGCUGUACUCGAGUGCUGCAAAGGGCUUUAUGCCGCUAGGGCUAAUCCUUUAUUUUGAAACUCGGUUUGGCGAAUUUAUUUUCGUUUUAGCGCUUAUCUGAGCUUUUAUGGUUUUAAAACGGACGAAGCUGGGACUCAUGUACGGUUCCGUGGGCAAGCGGCUGAUGUUUCGCAGCAUUUGCUUUUCAAUGAUCCUGGCCUUGAUGCCAGUUCUCUACAUCGUCCAGGACUCCGGUCCAUGUGACCUCUCGGCUGGAUCCGAACCCUUCUAUGGUCCAGGAGGUCUAGGGAUCGAAUACCCUACCCCAACGAAUAUCUGGACUCUCAGGCCGACUGUGAAAUUCUACUCAGGCAUUUACAAAGACCUGUUUAAGCAAGGUCUCCUGCGGCCUGGUCUGAAAGGCCUCUGUGUCGGCUGUGGCGCUGCUCACGCUGUAUUGGCGUUAAAGGAAAAUGGAAUCCCUGACGCCACGGGAAUCGAUCGUGGAUCCUGCAAAGGCAAGCUCAAAAGGUUGCCUUUUGCAGACAAUUCCUUCGAUUUUGUAUUAUCAGGAUCCGUGCUUCGAGCCCGAGCUCCUGCUCUGUUCGCCGUGGAGAUCGAACGCACCCUUAAACCUAGCGGGAUCGCAAUUAUAGUCCUGUCGCCCAGCCGGGCGUUCAAGGGUUCAAAACUCCUAAAUUCUCUGAACCCUACGGCUGCCCUUUUCAGGAACUCCGAAGUCGUCCGUGUUACCGUGGUGGGGAAUUCUUCAGUAAUCGCUUUGCGCAAGAUUGCUUUGCCAUCCAAUCCCGUCCAUCACUGCUCUCCCCUGAAGCACAACAGGAACUUAGUCAAGCUCGCAGAGCCAUUAAUGGAGAACCAAGAUAAUGCCAUUUAUAUGCCUAGGGUUAUAAACCUAGGCGCCCUGGACCGCCAUGUUUAUGUUGAAAUUGGGCUUAAUGACACUGAAAGCAGUAUAAGCGAGUGGUUCGUGAGGGCUUAUCCGAAGCAAAACAGGGCGUUUGAAAUCUAUGCCAUAGCCGUGGAUAAAGCAGCCCCUGCAUCCGCUGUCAAUCUCAGGGGAGUCGAAUCGUUGCGGCUGAAGCAGAGCAAAAUUGGAGGAUGGAUGAAAGGGAAUUUGAGCGAGAGGGAUUUUGUUGCUGUGAGAAUAGGUUUUCCAUAUGCGAGGGAAUUGAUGGAGAGCGGAGCAAUUUGCCUUGUCGACGAGCUUUUUGUGGUAUGCGGCCAUGAUCAUGGUGAAGAUGGUGCUGGCUGUCUGCAUCUGCUCAAGGAUCUCAGAAAGAAUGGCGUUUUCGCACAUAAGUGGUAACCCACUUCAGUAAUUUACAGUCUGAUUUACAGUCUGCUAUUACAGUAUAAGAAUACUAUAUUCAGUUUAAUUAUGCUAUAAUAUGCUAGGGAGAAUAAAAUGCAGAUUUGGUGGUCGCGUCUCAGUCUUAUAUACCUAGUAACGGUAUUAUUAUUAUGUGCGGGAUCCUAAGAUUUGUAAUUGGUAUUACAUGGCAUCUUAAUAUUUUAUUAGUUUGUUGUCUAA